Molecule: messenger RNA, 4810 nt
Organism: Temnothorax curvispinosus
Lineage: Eukaryota; Metazoa; Arthropoda; Insecta; Hymenoptera; Formicidae
Product: transcription factor Sp4-like
Exons: 11
Coding region: 1156-3684 (842 amino acids)
Biological process (GO): regulation of transcription by RNA polymerase II
Molecular function (GO): DNA-binding transcription factor activity, RNA polymerase II-specific; RNA polymerase II cis-regulatory region sequence-specific DNA binding
Source: RefSeq, a predicted model, not a curated record
CCAAUCGGCGAGCCCGUGCCAUCGCGGUGAGCGAAAGGGCGACGUUGCCGUUUCGCGCACCGCCCCAUUGGCCCCCGUGUCCGUGAAUAUGUGCGCUCGUGCUCUCUCUCCUCCGCUGGCUCCAGUUUUUAGCCCCCGUUAGACGAUUUUGUUGGUGUUUCGUUGUGCUGUUUCCACGGCGUGGAUAGACGAUUAAACACGGGACUCGCGCGGUGGGCGUCACACGCGUACACGUGCCGGUGAAUCCAUUCAACGAGACGGGUAUGCGAAGCUCUUCCCCGUCACACAGUAGCGUAUCUUCUGCACGCUCCGAGCUCCGCGCACUCGACGACGCGUCGGCGGCGGCGACGGCGACGGCGGCGGUGGUGGUCCGUUGAAACGGAGCGCGUCCUACGUCCGAAUCGCUCGGGCUCGAGUCGCACGCGAUAACGUUCCGCGAACCGCGAGACGCGCGAGUGACGCGAGUGUGAAGCACGGAUUGUGUCAGGAGUGUGUAGCGUCGCUGGGACAUAGUGCGCGAACACCGAGCGACGCGCGUCGCGUGGCGUGGCACGUGCGAAUGUGUAUGUGCGCGCGCGCGCGGGACUCACCGCAGUUAAACGCGGUAUGCACCGUAUGCAGAAGUGAGGACGAGCGGGAUAACCGCGUCGGUGGUGAAGUCCCGUGAAUGAUGACGCUGCGAUUGCUCGCACCGUUGACCGUUCUCGCGCGCGACGAUACGUAGGUGGAACUGCUCCGCGUUGUCUGCUCGUGCCGGGGCCGGGGUCGCGUCGGCUCUCUGUGAACGCGUCACGUUUCGGCCAGGGGAGUGCAUGGGACGCAUAUUUUGCUUUGCAGUGCUCGCGGUUCGCAUAACCAACGGAAGGUAUCGGGUAUCGGACUAGUACGACACGAAGGCGUCGGCGUUGAUAUAGCGGUGGAUGAUGAUCAUGAUGCGCGAUAUUUGCCCCUGGCGUCAGCCUGUCGUCUAGCAUUGACAGGGAGCUCCGUUUCCGGGACGAUUCUUCUAGCUUCGGAGAGAGAUUGCCAAUCUAGUUAUACUUGUUGCAUUAUGAAUUCCUAGCACACUGGAUUUAUAAAAUGGCAUUAAAUUUAUUCCAUAUCUAAAAAAGAGAUGUUAUAAAUUGUGCGUAGUAUAAAACAAAAUCAUUCAUCAUGAAACGAAGUAUAGAUGGAAGGAAUCUUUCGCAAGACGAAAUCGAAGAGCACGAUCCUUUGCAAUCUCAGCAGCAGCAGCAGCAAGAUGAAGCGGAUCAGCAACAGUUAGAGCAACAGCAGCAAACUGCUCAACCGCAGAUUCGUUUUCUGAGCGCCAACGUAUUGCAGCAAUUGCAGCAACAGCAAGAUGCUCAGCAAGCUCAGCAGCAGCAGCAGCAACCGCAAGUUAUUACUCUGCAAAACUUUGUGCCUUUACAAGCUCAACAGCCGCAACAUGAUCAACAGAGAGCGCAAACGAUCUCUGUCCAAUCGCUACCUCAUCAAUUCCUGCAAGGUGCUCAGAUUAUCAGCAGUGCUCAAGCACAAGCUCUUCAACAAGCUCAGCAACAACAGCAGCAGCAGCAGCAGAGCCAGCAGCAGUCGCAACAGCAGCAGCAAGCUCAGCAACAACAAACACAGCAACAGCAGCAGCAACUGAGCUACAGUGUAAUCCCACAAAUGCAGACUGUUAAUAUAGACGGUCAGGAAGCUCUGUUCAUUCCAUCCUCCGCAAUGUCGGCUGCAAGUGGCCAUCACCAGACACAGCCGACAAUGCAAUUUGCUACUGCAAAUGGUCAACAAAUGCAACUUGCCGGACAGCAGGUUCAACUAGCGAAUGGUCAAACUAUUAUUACGCCACAGCCAGUUAGUCUCAUAAGAGCACCGAAUGUCUUUCCCACUUCGAUUAUACAAAAUAUUACGGGACAAACGGUUCAAUUGCCAACAGGUCAAAGUGUACAAGUAAGACCGCUUCAAUUUCCUAUGCAACAUGUUCAGCAAACGGUACCUGUACAAUUACCAGUCACUGCCAAUAACGGGCAAACUGUUUAUCAAACUGUACAUCUUCCUGUCCAAUCCUUGUCCAACGUUUUCAAUAUGCCCACGACGCAAAUGAUACCCCAAAUUAUGCAACAAAUACCUCAAGUGACACAGAUAAUUACGCCGACCGGUCAACUUCAGCAAGUGCAAAUUGCUAAUUUACCACAGUUGCAAAAUCUUCAGAGUCAGCAAGUAACGCAAGUUGCCCAUCAACAAGCGCAACAACAAGUCGUACAACAACAAACUCAACAGCAAGUGGUGCAAUCUGUGCAACAGCAACAACAAGUCGCCCAGGCUCAAGUUCAACAACAGCAACAAGUGCAACAAGUGGUACAGCAGGUGAUACAACAGCAACCACCAUCGUCCCAACAGCAGCAGCAGCAACAGUCGCAACAGCAGCAGCUGCAACAAUCCUCCACUCCAUCGUCGACAGUAGCGACUUGGAGCACGACAGUUGCAUCCCCUAGCAAUGUUCAAGUACUUGGUAUAGGUGCAUUGGGAAGAAACAUAACGGGAAAUGCUAACGUUAUUACCACAAAGGAUGGCCAGAAAAUUGACGUGCAAACGUUAUCUACUUUAACAAGGCCGCCCGAAACGGUAGAAGGUGACAUCAAAGUAACUAAUAUCGAUGCCAGUCAAUUAACUAGUGGACAAGUAAUACAUAUCCCUGCUACACAAUCGGCUCAACCUACAGUGCAACCGAUUACGAUUACAGGAGCACAAGGGCAACAGUUAACGCUUAUACCUGCGUCAGCAUUAGCAAAUUUAACCGCGCAGCAAGGUAAUAUGAUGAGGAACGUGAGCAACGGAAGUAUAAUGCAAAUUCAGCCAGCCACCGGGAUGAACACGACUAACGGUUUCUUGCAAUCAAUACCCGUACAAAAUAUCCCAGGCUUAGGCAAUGUGCAAGUAAUAUCAGCGAGCGCAUUGCAGCCGGCUACGGUCCAAACGUUGCCCGCAGCCGCGGCCGCACCCAUCGUCGCGACUACUCCGACCGUGCAACUCGACUCGAAUGAUUCUACCAAAUGGCAGAUUCUCCAAACUCUUCAGACACAUGGAACUUUGACGACGUCUGCUACGCCCGUGUCCCAUCAACAGCAAAUAUCGAACACUACCAGUACCGUCUCUAAUAACGACACUAACGAUCCUAAUAAGACGCACCGUAGAAGGGUCGCGUGUACAUGUCCCAAUUGCGGCGACGGAGACAGAAAUAGAGAUAUAACCAGGAAACGACAGCACGUAUGUCACAUUGCUGGAUGUAAUAAGGUAUAUGGGAAAACGAGCCAUUUACGUGCCCAUUUGCGCUGGCACACUGGCGAACGACCUUUUAUUUGCACUUGGAUAUUUUGCGGUAAAAAGUUUACCAGAUCGGACGAGCUUCAAAGACAUCGUAGAACUCACACCGGCGAAAAGCGUUUCCAGUGUCCGGAAUGUACAAAGAAAUUUAUGCGAUCGGAUCACCUGACGAAACACAUCAAAACACAUACGAAGAUACGAAGCACGGAAGCUGCCACCUCGACGCAGGAAGGCUCAUCUGACAGCCAAUCUUCCACCGAGCAAAAAAUCAUUAUAGCUCUACGCAAGGAAACGGACCAGUCUGAUAUCGUCAUAACAGAGCCGAUCGAUUCCAUGAAAAGUGAAUCGUCAAAUCAUGUAACAAACGAAUAAAAGUUCUAAGUAAUAAAAUCGGACAGCGAUUAGCUAAUUAGUAUCAAUAUCAUAACAUAAAUUUUAUGAAGAUUAUGACGAAUAAUUAUUCAGUAUUAAUUUCUAAAAGAAAGUUAUUCGGAGACGACACUUAAUUUGUGAACGAGCGAAUUAUAUCCUAGCGCAUUCUACAUUGUAAAAAUUAAAAAAAAGAUAAUAUUGUUAUGUGCAUAACAUAGUAUGUAAGUGCGGUAAGUUGUAGUAUGAGCAUAUACAAAUAAUUGAAAUUAAUUCUACAUUGGUCGAGCGAAUUGUCGAUCUGUCUGUUCUAUAUAAAAAUAGUAUGGUGGUAAGUAUAUGGCAACAGUUCAUACAUACAAUCUAUUUUUUUAUUGCGAUUACGUGUGUAUAUAUUAUACGUAUGUAUAUAAUGUAAAUCAAUGUAUACAAUUUUUCACGAGAAAGUUUUACACUUGUAAACCAUCUUUUGAUAUUAUAAGGAGUCAAGAGAUCUUUAGCUCUUCUUUUAAUUUAUCCAGUUAUUUUAAACCGGACAGCUUCAUAAUAUAUCACACGCGAGCUAUACAUACAUGUUUUAUCUUAGGGGACUUUCAUCUGAAUUUUGAAUCGACAUUCGUGUACAUACACAGAUCGCAAAAUCAACGUGGCCGCUUAGUGAAGUUGAUUAUCUUGCAAUAUAUAAUAAUACGGACAUUACAAAAGAAAAAGAAAUUUGAACAAUGCGGAGCAUUGAACGAUAUCUAGUUAGGUAUCUGGUUAGUGGUGAGACGUACGAAAUUUAAGAUAAAUGGGAAUAUCAUAAUCAUUAAAAAAACAUGAUUUAUAAACUUCUAAAUUUAUAUAAACAACAUUUUGUAAAUGGCUAUCACCCUAUUAUAUCUCAGGCUUCGUACCCUUCAUCACGAAGAAAUGAAUGCUUUAUUACUUUGCACUAUUAUUUUACAUUUUCAUUCAUUUUUAUUGGACUUGUUCAUCUUUACCAGCACAAAAACAGACUGCGGAUAUAUCGAAGUCUAGAAAUGGGAAUACAUUAUUAUAUAUAUAUUUUCGCAUAAUCGCGUUUGCUGUUUUCCCGAUAUGAAAUGCUAAUAAAAGUGUUGGAGAAAAACAACGCGUUUGUAUUUCA